Molecule: messenger RNA, 2781 nt
Organism: Danio rerio (zebrafish)
Lineage: Eukaryota; Metazoa; Chordata; Actinopteri; Cypriniformes; Danionidae
Source: RefSeq, a predicted model, not a curated record
UUAUACUGUGAUUAGCAGAGUGGCAUUUACAUUCAUCAUGAGUCUCGGCUGGGCAGAGGGUUGGUUGUAUACUGGCAUUCCGCGAAUGUUUACCGCAGCAGGUUUGCCUCGGGUCACCUUUAUUAUGACUGUGGAGGACCUGAGGGCGGGAGCGCGCAAUCAUCGCGGGCUGUGAUAUUUCUCAGGGACGGAGCUGCUAAGACUCGACUGCGGCGGCGAGCACACGUUUGCUCUUACGCAAAGCCUCCAAGACUCACAGUUUUUUUUGGCUUUGCUUACCUCUGGAACCUCGGGUCGAUAAGCUCCGCAUGAUUUAAGCAUCACUGCUCCAAUAAUGCAACCCAGAACAACUUUUGCUCGCAUCUUCAGACAGUUGCUUGCUGCGUAGCGAGAAUCCAUUCAUAUUCCGUUUGUUUGAACGACGGAUGCCCAUCAUGGUAAUUGCUGUUGGAUUUAUACCGGUUUGCUGUGAUGUUGGAUUAAGCAGAGGAGGCAACGCGUUUUAAAGUGUUUUGCGAUAUGGAGUCGGAUCGAUAAUGAUUUUAGUUGGGCUGUAAUACUGCUCGGACUAAAGGUAAAAAGUGUCCGUUUGAGUGGAUCCUGAGAGACUGAAUAUCUGUGCAUUGACCGCAGGGAUAAAACGCGAGUGGAAUCAAAAGCGCGCGGCUGAUAUGGGUUCUCUUGCGUGUGACAUGAGAUUAGCAGGCCUCCUCCUGCUUCAAGCCUCCUCCCUCCUGCUGUUCAGUUCUGGGGAACGAAUGUGCCCCUAUAGCUGUCAUUGUGAGGGAAAGAUUGUCCACUGUGAGUCGUCUGCCUUCCAGGACGUCCCAGAAAAUAUUUCAGUUAGUUGCCAAGGUCUGUCUCUGCGCUACAAUGACCUGCACACAAUGCUCCCUUACCAGUUUGCCCAUCUCAACCAGUUGCUUUGGCUUUACCUGGACCACAAUCAAAUCAUGUUCGUUGAUAGUCGUGCUUUCCAGGGGGUGCGGCGAUUGAAGGAGUUGAUCUUGAGCUCGAACAGGAUUUCACAGCUCCACAAUGUCACAUUCCAUGGAGUACCUAACCUUCGUAGUCUCGAUCUGUCCUAUAACAAGUUGCAGGAGUUGCAGCCUGGCCAGUUUUAUGGUCUUCGAAAACUGCAAAAUCUGCACUUGCGUUCAAAUGGGCUUACGGCAAUCCCUGUCCGUGCGUUUUUGGAGUGCCGAAGCUUGGAGUUUCUAGACUUGGGCUAUAAUCGGCUUCGGGUUCUAACUCGCACAGCAUUCCUAGGUUUGUCUCGACUUAUGGAACUCCACCUGGAACACAAUCAGUUUUCACGAAUCAACUUCUUUCUCUUUCCACGCCUUGCCAACCUUCGAGCCCUUUACCUACAGUGGAACCGUAUUCGAGCUGUCAACCAAGGCCUUCCGUGGAGCUGGUAUACCCUGCAGAGGCUUGACAUCUCUGGCAAUGAGAUACAGGUACUAGAUCCUGUAGUCUUUCAAUGCCUUCCCAAUCUUCAGGUUCUCAACUUGGAGUCUAACAAACUCGCCAAUGUCUCUCAGGAAGUUGUGGCUGCCUGGAUCUCACUAACAACUAUUAGCCUUGCAGGCAAUAUGUGGGAUUGUGGUCCGGGUAUUUGUCCUCUUGUUGUCUGGCUCAAGAAUUUCAGAGGCACCAAGGACACUAAUAUAAUCUGCAGCAGUCCCAAACACCUUCAAGGGGAAAAAGUCAUUGAGGCUUCAAAGAACUACAUUGACUGUGAUGAUUAUGAAAUUACCGCUCAAUCUCCUUUGUAUCUGCAGACGUUUGAUCCAAAUUAUGACCUUGCUCUUGAACCAACUGAACCAACAAUGGCUCCUACCACACCGCCACCACCCCUGCCAUCCCCCGCCUCAGAGGCACCUUUUCCUCCUCCCCAGCCUCGCCCACCUCAUCGCCCCACCUUUCCCAGUCGUACAAACACAGAUCCCAGAGACUCUCAUCAACGGACACCUUCAUCUUUUGACAGCUCAUUAGUGACACCAGUUCCUGAGCAAGACAACGUGUCAUUUCACAAAGUGGUUAUGGGUGGUGUGGCACUAUUCUUCUCAGUGUCCCUUGUUUUGUCAGUAAUAUAUGUCUCCUGCAAACGUUACCCUGGCGCCACUCGGCUGUUGCAGCAGAGUUCAGUGGGCCGAAAGCGAAGGAAAAAAAGUCAGGAGCCAGAGCAGAACCUGAGCUCCCAGCUCCAGGAAUAUUACAUGAGCUACAACCCCGCCGCCACACCAGAAGCCUUGGAGGUGCUGGGAAAUGGAACAGGUACCUGCACCUGCACCAUAUCCGGCUCCCGGGAAUGUGAGAAUGAAUACUCGUGUCCCAGGCCAUUACCUGGAGCUUGGAUUGGAGACAUCCCCACCAUACACUAAAGGGAAUGUUUUUUUGUCCCGCUAAAUAAUCCACCGGCGGAGGAUUUGUGCCUACCUGCAUUUCAUCAGUGACAUCAAGCUUUGUUCUCAUUAUAGCACUCACGCCAUCUGCUUCUUUGAUGGAUUGCGGUGGAUAUUCCUCGAAAUCUGCAAACAAACAUCUGAGAGACAAACAGGACGGAUGCCUCAGAUGUGUAUUUUACUAAAACACAAUUGGAUGCCUCACUUAUGCUCCUGAAUACACAUGUCAGGUGGGUGUAGUUGAUUCGGGACGGCUCCAAUGGAAGAUACCAAUGAAAGUUAUCCAGCCUUUGAAGAAGUGUGUGUGGACCUACACGUGAACAAUGAACUUUGUUAAUAUUCCCUCUGAUUUAAAACAGAACUUACCCUUUCC